Arabidopsis lyrata subsp. lyrata is the source of this 2302-nucleotide messenger RNA. Its product is annotated as YTH domain-containing family protein 2. Gene Ontology annotation, cellular component: cytoplasm. The coding region runs from base 608 to 2131 and encodes 507 amino acids. Lineage: Eukaryota; Viridiplantae; Streptophyta; Magnoliopsida; Brassicales; Brassicaceae. The transcript is spliced from 9 exons. The record is from RefSeq and is a predicted model, not a curated record. Gene Ontology annotation, biological process: mRNA destabilization. Gene Ontology annotation, molecular function: mRNA binding.
GUCUCUCUGUUUUUCUUUGUUACGUAUCUGUACUUUGUUUUCAAACAUAAAAAUAAAAGAUAUCUUUUGUUGAUGUUUUCUUCUUGAAGAUUUUCUACAGCUAUUUUUCUUUUCCUAAUUAAAUAAUUCUUGAGAAUUUCAAAACCCUCUGCAAAACAGAUAAUUCGAGUUUUGGUUUCUUCAUCUGUGUUUUGAUUUUUUCGUCUUUUUGUCUUAACACAUAAAUUUCUUUUACUACUUCUUCGUAGAUGACUUCUCAUGUUCCAAAACAUCCUCGUAAAUGUACUCUUUCUUUCUCUCUUUCGCGCACACACACACACGUGUUUAAUCUGUGUUGUUCUUACAAGUCUUUUUAACUUUUGCGCUUGACCUUUAUCUGAAUCCUGUGUGUGUGUAAAUAUAUAUAUAUCUGUUUCUUGUGAUUAGACUCAUAUGUCUUAUCUUCAAUAAUAACCUAUAAAUAUAUAUAAAUCAGUCACGCCUAGUUGUUAGUUUUUUUAUCGGUACGACUAAAUAUUCAGACAUCAGUUCACGUUUCAAACCUGUCUCUUCACAUCGUUAAGAAAAUAAAGCCAUUAAAAAGAUUACUUACUAAUCCAUUGAAGAUAUGGUGAAGAAUCUUAAAGUGGAUCCUCUUGCUAAGGUCACUGCCUCCACCACUUCCAUGGUUUCUGCAAAAGAGAAUAAGAAUCAGUCAGAGCCAUCAUAUUAUGAAACUCUGGAGACAUAUCAAGGCCUGCCUUGUCCUUAUGGAGGCUACUAUGGAUUCUACUAUCCAGGUCUUGAUGGUUCAGUUGGUGAAGUAAAGGAUAAUGGAUACUAUGGUUAUGGAACAGAAGUUCAGUACCCGGUUCUGCAAGGAGAAAAUGGAUCUUUGAUCUACUUGAUGCCAGGGUUUCAAUCUUAUGAUGCUAGUCAAACUUAUAUGCCUAUAAGCCCGGUUGGUGUAUCGAGUCAAGCACUUCAUUCGCCGAUGUAUGCAGCUCAAGGUUAUUAUCAGAACCAAUUUGGUUAUGGAGACGUUGCAUCACCGACCUAUUUAUGGGACCCUGUUGGAGACAAGUAUGUGUAUGGUGUUGCUUCAAAUACCCCACCCUUGAAACAGAACAUAUCUUCUUCAAGUCAUAAUCACAACAAUUAUUACUCGAAGAGCAAGAACUCCUUCACGGGUCACGGCAUGGGAGAUCGUCCUAAAACACCGCGAAAAAACAGCUAUGCUCCACUCCCACUGCAUAACCAAGAAAGAGGUCGCAUUGCUUACCCGAUGGACCCGGUAAAGAAAAAGUCUGGAGCUUUAAAUCGGGAUGAAACAGAGAAGGCGAAAGCGAGGAACAAAGAAAAUGGUAAUAGCGUAAAUGACUUAGCAAACGGUCAAAAUCAUAUUACCAAUGGAGAAUGUGAAUCUUGUUCGUUGGAUGCUGAAGGGAAUGAAAGAAGUAACGGUGUUGGUUCUGUGAUCAGAAGGGAUCAAUAUAACCUCACCAGCUUUCAGACCAAAUACGAGGAAGCAAUCUUUUUUGUGAUAAAAUCGUAUAGCGAAGACGACAUACACAAGAGCAUCAAGUACAAUGUCUGGUCUAGUACUCUCAAUGGGAACAAGAAGUUAGAUAGUGCAUAUCAAGAAUCUCAGAAGAGGAUUGCAGACAAAAGUGGAAAGUGCCCGGUUUUCCUAUUCUUCUCGGUGAAUGCAAGUGGCCAAUUCUGCGGUGUAGCUGAGAUGAUGGGACGAGUUGAUUAUGAGAAAAGCAUGGAGUUCUGGCAACAAGAUAAGUGGACUGGCUAUUUUCCGGUCAAGUGGCACAUCAUCAAAGAUGUUCCAAAUCCGCAAUUACGACAUAUCAUACUAGAGAACAAUGAGAACAAGCCUGUUACCAAUAGCAGAGACACACAAGAGGUGAGGUUGCCACAAGGGAAUGAAGUGUUGAACAUCUUCAAGAACUAUGCAGCAAAGACAUCUAUAUUAGAUGAUUUUGAUUUUUAUGAAAACAGAGAGAAGGUUAUGGUACAGAAGAAGCUAAGGUUCCCUCCGGUAUUAAAGAAGAAAGAAGAAGACUUGGUUGCUGAUUUUAAAACAAUGGCGAUAUCUAAUACAGUCGAGGGAAACACAGAGUUACCGGGGACAGUGAACUAACUAGAAGAACAUGUAGUGUUUUUGGUUUGGUUCUUUUGUUAAGGAUCAAUAUAAACCGUCCGAUUGUUUCGGAUUGCUUUGAUUUUAUUACAAGCGAGUUGGCUUCUUGUUGUAUUGUUUCGUUGUAUGGUGUAAUGUUGGGUUUUUCUUCACCUUUUUUUUUUUGGUUUU